Messenger RNA from Paraglomus occultum, 163 nucleotides. Lineage: Eukaryota; Fungi; Glomeromycota; Glomeromycetes; Paraglomerales; Paraglomeraceae. The record is from the annotation of a GenBank genome assembly.
CGGGAAUCGUGGGCUAGGUCAAACUUAUUCCGUAUUCUCGGCAAACUCGGCUAAUACCGUUCAGAGGGACGAUACGGCGGCGAUUUUGUUCAAGACGGGUGAUGUCUUACAAUCGACAAAGCACCCUCUCUCAAUAUCCGUUUUUGGGCUAACGGUUUGGUGA